AUGGGUGAUGAGAGUAGGGAGAAGGGUGAUGAGAGAAGGGAGAAGGGAGAUGAGAGUAGGGAGAAGGGUGAUGGGAGUAGGGAGAAGGGUGAUGAGAGUCGGGAGAAGGGAGAUGAGAGUAGGGAGAAGGGUGAUGAGAGUAGGGAGAAGGGUGAUGAGAGUAGGGAGAAGGGUGAUGAGAGUAGGGAGAAGGGUGAUGAGAGUAGGGAGAAGGGAGAUGAGAGUAGGGAGAAGGGUGAUGAGAGUAGGGAGAAGGGUGAUGAGAGUAGCGAGAAGGGUAAUGAGAGUACGGAAAAGGGUGAUGAGAGUAGGGAGAAGGGAGAUGAGAGUAGGGAGAAGGGAGAUGAGAGUAGGAAGAAAGGUGAUGAGAGUAGGGAGAAGGGUGAUGAGAGUAGAGAGAAGGGUGAUGAGAGUAGGGAGAAGGGUGAUGAGAGUAGGGAGAAGGGUGAUGAGAGUAGGGAGAAGGGUGAUGAGAGUAGGGAGAAGGGAGAUGAGAGUAGGGAGAAGGGUGAUGAGAGUAGGGAGAAGGUUGAUGAGAGUAGGGAGAAGGGAGAUGAGAGUAGGGAGAAGGGUGAUGAGAGUAGGGAGAAGGGAGAUGAGAGUAGGGAGAAGGGUGAUGAGAUUAGGGAGAAGGGUGAUGAGAGUAGCGAGAAGGGUAAUGAGAGUAGGGAGAAGGGUGAUGAGAGUAGGGAGAAGGGAGAUGAGAGUAGGGAGAAGGGAGAUGAGAGUAGGAAGAAAGGUGAUGAGAGUAGGGAGAAGGGUGAUGAGAGUAGGGAGAAGGGUGAUGAGAGAAGGGAGAAGGGAGAUGAGAUUAGGGAGAAGGGUGAUGAGAGUAGCGGUAAGGGUGAUGAAAGUAGGGAGAAGGGUGAUGAGAGUAGGGAGAAGGGUGAUGAGAGUCGGGAGAAGGGUGAUGAGAGUAGGGGUAGGGAGAAGGGUGAUGAGAGAAAGGAGAAGGGAGAUGAGAGUAGGGAGAAGGGUGAUGAGAGUAGGGAGAAGGGUGAUGAGAGUAGGGAGAAGGGUGAUGAGAGUAGGGAGAAGGGUGAUGAGAGUAGGGAGAAGGGAGAUGAGAGUAGGGAGAAGGGUGAUGAGAUUAGGGAGAAGGGUGAUGAGAGUAGAGAGAAGGGUGAUGAAAGUAGGGAGAAGGGUGAUGAGAGUAGGGAGAAGGGUGAUGAGAGUAGGGAGAAGGGUGAUGAGAGUAGGGUGAUGGAGAAGGGUGAUGAGAGUAGGGAGAAGGGUGAUGAGAGUAGGGAGAAGGGUGAUGAGAGUAGGGAGAAGGGUGAUGAGAGUAGGGAGAACGGUGAUGAGAGUAGGGAGAAGGGAGAUGAGAGUAGGGAGAAGGGUGAUGAGAGUAGGGAGAAGGGAGAUGAGCCUGCCGACAAAUGCUAA
Molecule: messenger RNA, 1386 nt
Organism: Closterium sp. Naga37s-1
Lineage: Eukaryota; Viridiplantae; Streptophyta; Zygnematophyceae; Desmidiales; Closteriaceae
Source: the annotation of a GenBank genome assembly